Messenger RNA from Loxodonta africana (African savanna elephant), 1512 nucleotides. RefSeq names its product cytochrome P450 2A13-like. Gene Ontology annotation, molecular function: heme binding; arachidonate epoxygenase activity; iron ion binding. The record is from RefSeq and is a predicted model, not a curated record. The transcript has 9 exons. Lineage: Eukaryota; Metazoa; Chordata; Mammalia; Proboscidea; Elephantidae. Bases 1 to 1512 code for a protein of 503 amino acids. Gene Ontology annotation, cellular component: cytoplasm; intracellular membrane-bounded organelle. Gene Ontology annotation, biological process: xenobiotic metabolic process; coumarin metabolic process; epoxygenase P450 pathway.
AUGCCCAACAGGGAUGCUGUGAUCCAUGAGAUACAGAGACUGACAGACAUUGUGCCUAUGGGCGUCCCCCACCACGUCAUCCGGGACACUUAUUUCCGAGGCUUCCUUCUGCCCAAGCUCAGUGAGCGCUAUGGUUCGGUGUUCACGGUCCACCUGGGGCCCCGACGGGUCGUGGUACUGUGGGGAUACGACGCUGUGAAGGAGGCUCUCAUGGACCAGGCUGAGGAAUUCAGUGGGCGAGGGGAGCAGGCCACCUUCGACUGGCUCUUCAAAGGCUACGGCGUGGCGUUCAGCGAGGGGGAGCGGGCCAAGCAGCUCCGGCGCUUCUCCAUCACCACGCUACGGGACUUUGGGGUGGGCAAGCGCGGCAUUGAAGAGCGCAUCCAGGAGGAGGCCGGCUUCCUCGUGGAGACCUUGCGAGGCACAUGCGGCGCCUUCGUCGAUCCCACCUACUUCUUGAGCCGUGCAGUCUCCAACGUCAUCAGCUCCAUUGCCUUUGGGGACCGUUUUGCCUAUGAAGAUAAAGAGUUCCUGUCACUGCUGCGUAUGAUGCUGGGAAGCUUCCAGUUCACAGCUACUGCUACCGGACAGCUCUAUGACAUGUUCUACUCGGUAAUGAAACACCUACCAGGGCCACAGCAACAGGCCUUUAAGGAGCUGCACGGGCUGGAGGAUUUCAUAACCAAGAAAGUGGAGCAGAACCAGCGCACACUGGACCCCAACUCCCCACGGGACUUCAUCGACUCCUUCCUCAUCCGCAUGCAGGAGGAGAAGAAGAACCCCAACACAGAGUUCUGCAUGAAGAACUUGGUGUUGACCACACUGAACCUCUUCUUUGCCGGCACCGAGACUGUCAGCACGACUCUGCGCUACGGCUUCCUGCUGUUCAUGAAGCACCCAGAUGUGUGGGCCAAGGUGCAAGAGGAGAUUGACCUGGUGAUUGGCAAGAACCGUCAGCCCAAGUUUGAGGACCGGGCCAAGAUGCCCUACACCGAGGCAGUGAUCCACGAGAUCCAGAGAUUUACAGACAUGAUCCCCAUGGGGGUGGCCCGCAGGGUCACCAAGGACACCAAGUUUCGGGACUUCUUCAUCCCCAAGGUGCUGCUCUGCCCAACCUUCCAAACCUGUGACCCCUCAUGCCCACCCCCGACUGGCUCUUAUCGAAUCCGCUUUUCUCCUCCCCACCAGGGCACUGAAGUGUUCCCUGUGCUGGGCUCCGUGCUGAGAGACACCAAGUUCUUCUCCAACCCCCAAGAUUUCAACCCCCAGCACUUCCUGGAUGAGAAAGGGCAAUUUAAGAAGAACGAUGCCUUUGUGCCCUUCUCCAUUGGAAAGCGGUACUGUUUCGGGGAAGGUCUGGCCAGAAUGGAGCUCUUUGUCUUCUUUACCACCAUCCUGCAGAACUUCUGCCUCAAGUCCCCUCAGUCGCCCGAGGACAUCGAUGUGUCUCCCAAACAUGUGGGCUUUGCCACCAUCCCACGAACCUACACCAUGAGCUUCUUACCCCGCUGA